AUGAAAGAACGUAGUCGUUCACAAACCAUACCUACAAAUACAGAUAUAAAUGAUCCGGAGAAUUUAGAUUAUGAAGAUAUUGAUGAUAAUCAUUCACCAGGUAAAUUAGAAGAUAGUCAUGAAUUAGAACAAAUAAAUAAUCCGGUGAACAAUAUAAAUGAUGAAAUAAAAACAUCAAUAAAUAAUCAAGAUGAAGAAGAUAAAACAUUAAAUAAACCGCAAGAAAUAAAUAAUAAUACUUCAUCAUCAAUAAUAAUUAAUCCAGAAACAGCAAGUGAUGAAGGAGAACUGGAUGAAGCUGAUUUAGAAGAUGGUGAAAUUCAUGAUCCAAGUGCAUCAAAAAAUCGAACAUCAAUUUCUGAUGAUCAAACAUUAGAACAAAAUCGUAAUCGAAUAAAUACCAAUAUAUCACCAUCACCGCAAGCUAAAGUUCAUUGUCGAUUUUUUCUUCAAGGUCGUUGUCAUUGGGGACCUAAUUGUAAAUUUAUCCAUCCAAAUAAUGAUUUAACAAAAAAUUCAAGUGGACCACCUGUUGAUAGUUUAGUAUCAACAAAUAAUGAAAUUUCAUCAUCAACACCAACUGGUAUUCCUAUACCACAAACAACAACAACACCGAAUUCAUGGAUCUCACCACAAGCAACAACUGCUACAUCUCAAUUUUUUCCUAAUCCGGUUCUUCGUGGUCCAACACAACCAUCUGGUAUACCAUUAGUACCACCUACUGGUGCAGAAUCAGCAUGGGAACGUGGAUUACGUUCAGCUAAAACACUUCGUGAACAAUCCAUGCGGCGUAAACAACAAGAUAAAGAUUUUAAUGAUAAAAAAUUUAAUUUAACUAUACGUGAUGCACUUGAUGACAAAGAUGGAGAUGAUAAUAUUUUAAAUAUUGAUCGAGCAUCUUCAAUUGAUUAUGAUCUGAAUAAUUUGUCUGGAUCAAAUUAUACUGAUCAACGUAACUAUCCUGAUCGAUAUCAUCCAUAUAUAUAUACAGGUUCAUCUGCUAAUCCUCAUUACAAUAAUAAUAAUAAUAAUAAUAAUAAUCAUCAUCAUCGAAUGAAUAAUAAUAAUUCUCGUAAUAAUAAUAACAAUAAUAAUAAUAAUACUAAUACAUUAGCAACAAAUAAUCAUUCUGAUCGUCGUUCACGUCAUUCAGAGGAUUACAUCGAUGCACGAAAUGAUAAUCGAAAUCGAAAAGAAAAUUUAUCAACAAAACAUAGCAAGACAACUUCAAAAAAAGAUGAUUCAUCAGCAUCAACAUCAUAUAAACGAAAUUUAUCUCAACAACAGUAUACAUCCGGUUCACAUCAUAAUAAUGAUGCGCAAUUACAUUUUAAUCCAUAUGGCGGUCGACGAGGAGAUGAUUGGCAAGAUCCAUGGGAUAGAUCAAGAAAUCACGGUAGUGGUAAUCGUCGUUCAUCAGGUGGUGGUCGAGGACCAUCCUAUUCAUCAUCAUCGGCUACAUCAUCUAGUUCAUCUCGAUCAUCUCAUUCACGUUCUCAUUCAACUUCAUCAUCAAGUCGAUCAAGAUCGAGAUCAAGAAGUAGACCAAAACGUCGUUCACCAUCUGUAACACGUGCAACAAAACCAACAUCAACAGCAAAAUCAUCCGAAACGGUUAAAAAUGGUAAUGAAAAAAAAUCAAAUAGUAAUAAAAAAUUAGCAUCAUCACCAAUAACAACAACAAAUAAAUUUCUUCCUGGUCGACAAAUAUCAAGUCAUACAUUAAAAAAAGCAGAAAAAAGUAGUAAUAGUAGUAAUUCAAUGAUUACUAAUCAUUUAAAAGAUCAACAUGGAAAAGAUUCGGAUAUAAAUGUAAAAAAACCAAUAAAAAAAGAAAAUAUUAGUCGAUCGGAUAGUACAAGUUCAUCAUCAUCAUCAGAUAGUGAUACUAAUCGAAUAACACAUCGAUCGUCUAGUUCAUCAUCGGAUAGUUCAAGUUCAGAGAAUGAUAUACGAACAUCAACAAAAACAAAAACAGCUUCUGGUGGAAGUAAAACAACAGCCGGUAGUAGUGGUAGUCAUUCAACAAAAUCAAUUAAUCGACAAUUAUCUUCAGCAUCAGGUGGCGGUGGUAGUAAAAAUACAAAUACAAAAUCAAAAAAUGAUUCUAUAAAUCGUGAAUCAUUAAAAAAUAAAGAAUCAUCAUUAACAUCUGCUAAAAAACGACGUGAUACAUCAUCAUCAACAGGUUCAACCAGUGCAGCAAAAAAGACAAAAUUAAAUAUAGAUUCUCAUAAAUCGUCAACUGAUGCAAAUAAUACAGAAAAUUCUGAUUCUUGUAAAAAGAAAGAAAAACAAAAAAUAUUAAAAAAAUUACAAGAAGUAGAAAAACUUAUAAAUCAACGAUCGACAAAAACGUCAUCUUGA
Rotaria sordida is the source of this 2367-nucleotide messenger RNA. Lineage: Eukaryota; Metazoa; Rotifera; Eurotatoria; Philodinida; Philodinidae. The record is from the annotation of a GenBank genome assembly.